AUGGCUACCCCCAGUGUCCUCACGUUUGAUGCUGAGGGCCGUGCCGUUGACUUUGAGGUCUGGGCCGAUGACCUCCUGCUGUUUCUUCAAUGCGAUAGGGCGAACGGCCCCUCCCUGUUUGACCUCACUUCUGGUGCCUCUCCUGCCCCUGCUGCUGAUCCUAACGCCACUGUUCGCUCACAGUGGGCCACGCGCAACCCUGCUGCUCGCCUUGCUGUGCGCCGCCACUUACCGACCACUGAAGGUGCACACUUUAGCCAGUACAAGAGUGCUCAGACCUUGUAUGACGCUAUAGUUGCACGCUACUCUUCCCCUGCCACUGCUGCACUGAGCCGCCUCAUGCUACCGUACCUCUUCCCUGACCUUGCUGCCUUUCCCACAGUCACUGACCUCAUUACGCACCUCCGCACUAGUGACACUCGCUACCGCGCUGCGCUUCCUGCUGAGGCGCUAGAGGGACUGGAGGGGGCGGUGGAGGUGGUGGUGGAGGCAGUGGAGGGAGUGGGGGUGGUGGUGGGAGUGGUGCUGGGGGUGGCGGCGGCGCCGGCAGCAGUGGAGGAGGCGGAGGCGGUGGAGGUGGCGGAGGGAGCGGAGGCGGCGGAGGUGGCGGAGGAGGCGGAGGUGGAGGAGGCGGCGGAGGCGGCGGCGGCGGCGGCGGUGGUGGAGCGGGUCGCGACUCUGCGCAGAGGAGUGGCUCUGGUGGAGGUCUGCCCCAGUAGCAGCGGAGUGGUGUGA
Messenger RNA from Closterium sp. NIES-65, 735 nucleotides. The record is from the annotation of a GenBank genome assembly. Lineage: Eukaryota; Viridiplantae; Streptophyta; Zygnematophyceae; Desmidiales; Closteriaceae.